Molecule: messenger RNA, 2608 nt
Organism: Pseudonaja textilis
Lineage: Eukaryota; Metazoa; Chordata; Lepidosauria; Squamata; Elapidae
Gene: FBXO45
Product: F-box protein 45
Biological process (GO): proteasome-mediated ubiquitin-dependent protein catabolic process; synapse assembly involved in innervation
Cellular component (GO): SCF ubiquitin ligase complex; synapse
Molecular function (GO): protein binding
Source: RefSeq, a predicted model, not a curated record
UUCUAUCCGCCUUCGCCUGGGCCGGGCCGGUCGGUUUGGAAGGCGUGCGCGCGCAGAACGCGAAGGCCGGUGGUCAAUCGCCUGAGGCUAUGGCGGCGGCUGCCGGCAGCGGCGGCCCGUCGAACUCAGCCGCCGCUGCUGCGGGGGGUUGGCGGCUUCCCGGUAGGGUACUCGAGUUCGUCUUCUCCUACUUGGACCUCCGGGAGCUACGGAGCUGCGCGUUGGUGUGUAAGCUGUGGUACCGCGUUUUGCACGGCGACGAGAACAGCGAGGUGUGGCGCAGCCUGGCGGCUCGCAGCCUGGCCGAGGAGGCGCUACGCACCGAUAUCCUCUGCAACGUGCCCACCUACAAGGGCAAGGUACGUUCCUUUCAGCAUGCUUUCAGCACCAAUGAUUGUUCCAGAAAUGUUUAUAUUAAGAAGAAUGGAUUUACUUUGCACCGGAAUCCCAUUGCUCAGAGUACCGAUGGAGCAAGGACCAAGAUUGGCUUCAGUGAAGGCCGUCAUGCUUGGGAAGUCUGGUGGGAAGGUCCUCUUGGUACAGUGGCAGUAAUUGGAAUUGCUACAAAAAGAGCUCCCAUGCAGUGUCAAGGUUAUGUGGCCCUCCUGGGGAGUGAUGACCAGAGCUGGGGCUGGAAUUUAGUGGACAAUAAUUUAUUACAUAAUGGAGAAGUUAACGGCAGUUUUCCACAGUGCAACAAUGCCCCAAAAUAUCAAAUAGGUGAGAGAAUUCGUGUUAUCCUGGAUAUGGAAGACAAAACCUUGGCUUUUGAGAGAGGCUAUGAGUUCUUAGGAGUUGCAUUUCGAGGACUGCCAAAGACAUGUCUGUAUCCAGCAGUGUCUGCUGUAUAUGGCAACACUGAGCAAGAACAUGAAAAUCAAGUGGACAAUGUGGAGAAACCUGCAUAUUGGUUAACAGGACAGCAUGAGGAAAAUACAUGGAUGUGUGCUCAAGAAACCAAAACUUGUGCUUAAAAAGACCAACUGUUCUUAACAGAAUGCGCUGACAUUUCCUUUUUCUGCCGGACCAGAAAAAUUCCUCAGGGUGGGGGGGUUUACAGUUAAAGAGGCAGUUAACCACAAGCAUGUUGCAUUGGAUUUUGUACCAAGAGUGGCAAUAUGGAAUCCUGUAUAUACGUAAGGAAUUGUUUCAUAGAAGUAACUGAGGAAGUUAUCUAAUAUGUGAGAGUAAUGUGUUCUGUGGAAAAGGUUUCCAUUUUGAGAGCGAUUUGUUUUUUUCCAACUUUUAAUCCAGUGUGUUUUACCAAAGGUAAUAAACUUAUUGGAUUUUAUUUAAUAUAUUUUGAUUGUGCUGGGAAGCACUGAUUCUGGAGAUCAGUUUUCCAGAGCUAUAUUGUGCAGCUAUACUGAAGUGUAUUUUAAAAAUUGUUUGUAUAGAAACUAAAAAUUGAAUGAAAGAAAGGUUUGCUAACCAGUAUGUAAUUUCUUAAAUGGAAAAACCACUACAUGUCAAAUGUCAAUCUUUGUCUAGGAAUUUGACAAGUGCAUUUCUGUUUUGUUGUGCCACAUCUCUUUUGGCAAAAGGAGCAAUGUAUGCUUAUUAAAUAAUGGUUGAGGUUGAUCAAUAGAAUAGUAUAUACAUGGAAGGGUAAAAUUUAUUUCUAAUGUAUUUUGAAAAAUUAGGUUUUCAAAGUAUUUCCAAAUAGUGGCCAUUUCAAAAUAUUCAAUUCCUUAAAUUAAAUAAACUGAAAUUAAAACAGGGAUUCCAUUCCUGAUAGUCAAAUUUCAGUAUGGAUGGAUUUACUUUUGUUAAAAUUUAUUACAAAGGCUGAAAAGAAUUUGUAAAAAGUUAAUGAAUUUUUUGUGGUGGAAGAACUUGUGGAUGAUAGAAUGAUUGUCCUUUCUCACAAUAGUUUUUCCCCAGAUUAUCCUAGAUCUUUGCCAUUCCCUGGUAUCCAUUGCCUGCACAAUUUAUUUUUUAACUUUGUAAUUCCACAGGCCAACUGUUGGUACUAAAUGUUAUUUUGUUUAUAAAUCUAUUUAUUUAAAGAUAUUGAUAAAACACUUUCAGUGCAAUCCUAUGCAUAUUUCUUUCAAAAGCAUAUCAGAUGAUAUUCAAAGUUUUUUCCACAUAUGCAUAGAAUUGUGACAUUUGGGAGGAAAUAAAUAUUGUUUACAUUGUUUUCUACAUAAUCUAAAAUAUGUGGUCUUGCAAACAUCAGACAAUUCCUUAAAUAUGAAAAAAAAAAUUAAAGAUAUUUUUUUAUUUUUGUUCAAGCCAGGAAAGGCUGAUUGAGUUCUAUGGGUGCUGCUAAAUACAAGUUUUAUAUAUAUUUUUAAAAGGCUUCUAACCUAUGGCUGGAAAGUACAUUUACUCCAUACAAAGUUUGGAAUGGUAGUAUUUAAGCCAGCAUCUGAUUCCCAAUACUUGGCAGUAGCUAUAGACAUGCUUGUCUUUUUCAUUUCUGUUGUUUUUCUUGGCUUAACCAGCUUGAUAUCUGUCCUUCACCUUGGCAAAUAAAGUCUGUGGCAAAAAGAUGUUGGUUAAUUGUUCUGGAAUAUAUCUCUUUUUUUAUCAGCUUUUCUUUUUAUAAAGGCACAAGACAGCAAUGGUGAUUGCAUUAGGCUAAUUAAGAAGAGACUCCCAA